AUGCAAAGCUCGCAGUAGCAGCCUAUUUCCAAAUCAAGGUUAAAGACAGCUGUGCAUAAGCCUGGAACUUAAAAUCAAACUGAAAAAGACAUUGAGAAAUCUAGAAAUCAGAAUAAGAGUCUUGUUGCUUCUGAGAAUAACUUAAUAACUCAUAGUUUGCAAAUAAAUGAAAAGUCCUCAAAAGUUAAUAUCAAUAUUAAUAAUCAGAAAUCUUAAAAUCUAAAUAAAUUCAAUAGUUCAAGUGCUAAAUAAGGGUUAGCUAGUCUAAAUAAAAACAAUAGCACUGCAAAUAAUUCUCCGGUUAAAGAAUAAUUGAAAAGUAAUGCAGAUAUAGGGUAAAGCUCUAUGAUUAAACUGAACAACAUGACAGCAGUUCAGCUUAAUCAGCAUCAAAUACAAAUAGAAUAGCAAAUUAGCUCAAUAAAUGACCAAUAAAAUGCAGAGUAGUAAGUCAAAUCUGAAAAAAUAAGAGUGGCUGUCAGAGUUAGACCAUUCCUCGCAAAAGAAAUUGGGAAAGAAAGCGUUUGCUAUGUUUCUAAAAAUGGCAAGCAAAUAAGAGUUUCGGAUCUGAGUCAUACAAUAGAGGGUACAUAUGAUAAAGUAUUCCCAAAAGAAGCAACUUAGAAUGAUGCUUACUCUUAUGUAGCAGAUGUCAUCCCUAAUCUUUUAUAAGGUUUUAAUUGUACAAUAUUUGCAUAUGGAUAGACAGGAUCGGGUAAGACGUAUACAAUGUUCGGAGAAGGCUAUGAUUCCUAGCUUAUGCUAAAUAAAUCUACCUUUGACAAUAGUAAAACUAUCAAUGAGAGUUUUAUGAAUAGACACCACUCUAUAAACUAAGUGCAAAGUGAUUCUUAGCUCCUUUCUGAUACGAAUAAAUCUUAAAAAAGAGGACUUAUACCUCGAUGCAUUAGUGAACUAUUCAAUUACAUAAAAACUAAUGGAAUAAAGGUUACAAUUUACUGUUCAUUCUUGUAAAUAUACAAUGAGAAACUAUAUGAUCUACUUCAAGAUACUUACACUAAGAAUCCCCUUUAAAUUAGAGAAGAAAAGCUUCAGGGCAUUUAUGUGGAAGGAUUAUCAGAAUAUGUCGUUUAAGAUGACAAUGACUGUUUAAACUUGCUUAAAAGAGGAGAGAAAAAUAGAAUAAAGAGAUCAACAAAGAUGAAUAUCAAGUCUUCGAGAUCACAUUCUUUGUUCUAAUUACUUCUUGAGACUGACUAAGUAGACAACAAGGGAAUGCUGAAAAGAGCAAAGCUAAAUUUAGGAGAUUUAGCUGGAUCAGAAAAAGUAAACAAAGAUGAGGAAAUGAAAGCUAAGCACAUGCUUGAACUAAGAAAUAUAAACUUAUCGUUGACAACUCUUGGCAAAGUCAUUUAAGUUUUAUCAUAAGGUGGAACUGGCAAUCAAUAAAACCCUCAUGUGCCAUUUAGAGAAUCAAAACUAACAAGACUGCUUCAAGAUUCUUUAGGUGGUAACUGCUAGACAUACCUAAUAGCCACUGUUUCACCCCUUCUAGAAUCCAUAGAAGAAACUAUAUCCACUCUUAAGUUUGCUGAUAGAGCUAAAUGUGUAAUGCAAAGAGUGAAAAAGAACGAAAUAAAUGCCAAAGAUGAUGCUUUAGUAUAGAAACUCUAAAAAGAAGUGCAUCAUUUGAAAGAACUUCUUCAGUUAAAGAGGAAAGGAGUCAAUCCCACAGAUUUGAGUGUUCAACUUUACAUGCUUAAGGAUGAGAAUGAAAGACUUAGACAAUAUGCAGUAAAUUAUGAAGAUGUUGAGAAGAUGAAGUAAGAAAAUAAACAAAUGAGAUUAGAACUUUAAAGGCUCAGAAUGAUGGCUAGUGAUGUAGGUUCAAAUUACAAUGGGGAUAUAAGUCCAAAAAGUUUUCAAGGGGCAUAUAAAUUUAUCAAUAAAAAUGGUACUAUGGACUUUGCAAAUGCUUCAUAACACAUCAAUAACACUGAAUAGAAACUUCAAUCUGACUAACUAACUGAUAGUGAUGAGUCCAUUCAAGAGCAAUUCAAGAAUUACAAGAGUGAGUUGAAUUUCGACAUCAAGCUAGAAAAUAAUUAAUUACAAAAAGGAGUUUCCCAUCAUAUUGAUAUUUAAACUGAUAGAGUUCUUGCUAAUCAAAAGGUAUUAUCUAGUAAUUAACACAAUCAAAGUGUCUCUCCAUUAAGCUUGGCUUCAUAGGAAACCUAUAAAAUAAUGCAGGAUCACUCUUAAAAGUAAAAAGAUUAAGUUAACCUUAAGCAUUAAAAGGAAAGACUUUAAAAUGUUAUCUAGGAAUCCUAGAAUCACAGAAGCCUUGAUCUUCAGAGUUCUUCCUAGUAAAAACCUAAGCAACAUAUUGCUUUACGAAAAAGAUAUAAGGAAGGUGAUCUUUCAGAUGAAGGGAGUUACAUCAGAGAUUAAAUAAAUAUAACUUUACCUGCAAUUAACGAGAAUUCAGUCAAUAUGCAGCAACAGCCAGUUUUCUCUAAGAUUGAACUGAGUUGA
Stylonychia lemnae is the source of this 2496-nucleotide messenger RNA. The record is from the annotation of a GenBank genome assembly. Lineage: Eukaryota; Ciliophora; Spirotrichea; Sporadotrichida; Oxytrichidae.